UAUGGUUUGAACCGCCAUUUUGUAUUUAGCAAAGAUAGGAACACAUGUUCUUAUUUACUUGACAUUCGAGAAUACUAGACAUUCAUUUGAAAUGUUAGAAGAUUACGUUUAAUAUAACAAGAAAGCAUAUAUAUUAAUAUACAAAAUGACACAAAAUGAAUCAAUCAUGACAAAGAUACAAAAAGUAGAAGAUACAUUAAAUGAAUCUAUGUAUAAAUUAGAUAUGCUGACAAAAAAACUUAAGACAAAAUUACUCACAAUGGAAACUCGUGAAGAGUUGGAAACACAAUUAGAAGAAAUUAAAGAGAUUAACGCAAUACUCGGUGAAAAUUCGAUCGAAGAAUCUUUCACGUCUUGUCCAAAAGGCGAGGAAGGCCUCGAAUGCAGAAGAGCUGAGGCCAGGCGAUCCGUCGACUGUCCUCAAGGUGAUUGCUAUUGCUACAAUUGUGCUGCAGCUGGUCCUGAGUUAUGGGCAUCCUGUUGUCGUGAAAGCUUGCGAUGCUGUUCGCAUCUUGCAGCGGCAUGUCGUACCUGCGACCAUCCAACACUAUACCCGUUUUGCUCAAAACACUUUAAAAAAUGUCUUGUCGAAUUGAAAAAACAAAAUUAACAUCCGUUCUUUACGAUACGAUUAAUUUUCAUUACAAGGACAAAUAUCGAAUGAAACAUAAGAAAAUAGGACUAAUAGGUUAUAACAAUUUCUAAGCAUUGAAUUAGAAAUAAGAGAAAGAAUAUUUCAACAAAAUGAAGAUACAUUUUAAAAACACGGUUAACAAUUGUAACCAUGACCAAAUUUUAUAAUAUUUUUACAUAACUAUAAAUUAAAUCCGUACAAAAUGAUAACACGAAUGAAAUUCGCGUAGGUUAAGUUAAUCGACAAUCGUAUCUUGCAUAAGUUGAAAGUUUUACGCCGAGUUUCUAAAUAUAGCGCUUAUCUUUCGACCCGUUAAACUGGUCCCCGUUUCAAUUUUUUUUGUGCUACGUUACAUUACGUACCAGAUAGACGCGAAACGUGAGAUGCCGUGAUAAAUCGUACCUGAACUCAUGUAAAACUCUAAAACUCGUGUAACUUUUUUUUUUUUUUUUUCUUUCGCGAAAUAUCGAAGAGGAAGAGGAAACAACGGUGAAUUCAUUGAUAGAGAAGCAAUAGAAAGGAAGACAUAUUCGAUAUGUCCGUAAUAACAGAUUAGACAAUAAGAUAACGUUUUUACUAUGUACAGAAAAAAAAAAUCAAUAAAAAAGAAAAGAAUAAGAACAAAA
Apis laboriosa (Himalayan honeybee) is the source of this 1260-nucleotide messenger RNA. RefSeq lists its product as uncharacterized. The record is from RefSeq and is a predicted model, not a curated record. The transcript has 4 exons. The coding region runs from base 146 to 610 and encodes 154 amino acids. NCBI's taxonomy places the organism in Eukaryota, Metazoa, Arthropoda, Insecta, Hymenoptera, Apidae.